AAUGUAUGAAAAUCAAUGGAAAAAAUCUGAGCAUCAUCUCCAGCUCAGUUUAUAUCAUUUCCUUCAUCUUUCACAUGUUUCUCAAGAUUUUUUUCUUGAGUUUUAUGUUGGUUUGAAUCAAUUUUCUUAACUAAUCUUACAAAUGGUAUUAGAGCCCAUUUCUUGGGGGAUCUGUGAGUGUAGUGAGAGUGUGUAAACAUGACUUGUGGUGAGGGAGAGAAGUCUGUGAUUCAGCAAAUAGAACAAUGUCCCGAAACAAUUCUAGUUCACUUUCAAAUCCACCUCUGUUCAUAGGGGAAAAUUACAGCAUGUGGUCAGUGAAGAUGAAGGUUUUCUUGAAAGGAAAUAGUGUUUGGGAUUCAGUGGAUAAUGGCUUUCAUCUUCCUCAUAUUGCUAACAAUCCUACUGUUGCUCAGUUAAAAAAUCAUUCAGAGUAUGUAGAAAAGGCUUACCAUGCACUUUCACACAUCCAUAGUGGUGUUGUAGAUUCACUUUUUCCAAGGAUCACGGGUGCAGAAACAACAAAGGAAGCAUGGGAUACUCUGAAAAAUGAGUUUGAAGGUGAUACAAGAGUGAAAGGUAACAAUGUUAUCACACUCAAGAGACAAGUUGAGAUGCUGAAAAUGUCAGAAGAUGAAACCAUUCACCAAUAUUCAACCAAGCUACAAGACUUGGUGAAUCGAAUCAAGGCAAAUGGUGGUGAGUUUCCAGACAAGAAGGUUGUUGAGAAGAUCAUGGUGAGUGUUCCAAACAAGUUCGAGUCCAAAACUUCAACCAUUGAAGAAACUUGUGACUUGGAUACAAUGACUGUUAAUGAGCUUAUCAGCAAGUUGAAAACUCAUGAACAAAGAUUGAAUCUAAAAGGUCAAGUUGCUGCAACUGAAGCCUGUCAACUUGAAAAGCUGCAUAGACAAGCUUUUCUAGUUAAUCAAGCAUGGAGAGCCACUGAAAAGCUUGAACUUGUUCAUACCAUCAUCUGUGGACUUAUGAAAAUAGUGUCACUCAACAGCAACAAGUAUUUCAUGUUGUUUAUUGAUGAUUUUACGGGGAUGACUUGGGUGUAUUUUCUGAGCAACAAAAAUCAAGUUUUCUCAAUGUUCAAGAAGUUCAAAGCCUUAGUUGAAAACCAGAGUGGCUGCAAAAUCAAGACCUUGAGUAAUGUUCCAAAUGUAAAAAGAACCAAGUUGGACCAAAAAGGAAAUGUUGGCACCUUUGUGGGCUAUGCAACUCAAUCCAAAGGUUGUAGGGUGUAUGAUGUGCAUUCUAAGAAGAAGGAUGAUGUUGAUGGAACCAGAAUUGCUAAUUCAAAUUUAAAUGGGAGAAUUGCUGAUACGAAGGAUCAUUCUCCUAUAUUCAAAACAAAGUCUUUAGAGGAAAUUUAUGAGCAAUGCAGUUUUACAAUAGAUGAACCAUCUAAUUAUGCAGAACCAUCCAAGCAUGAAGAAUGGAGAAAUGCAAUGCAGGAAGAGCUUAUUGCAAUUGAAAAAAAUGGUACUUGGUCACUUACUCCUAAACCAAAAGACAAAAAUGCUAUAGGAGUUAAGUGGGUGUAUAAAUCAAAGUUAAAUGCUGAUGGUUCUUUGAACAAACACAAGGCUAGGCUUGUGGUAAAAGGGUAUGCACAGCAACCUCAAGUUGAUUUUGGAGAGACAUUUUCUCUAGUAGCUAGGCAUGAUACUAUAAGGCUUCUCUUGGCCUUAGCUACUCAAAAGAAAUGGAAGGUUUGUCAUUCAGAUGUCAAAUUUGCUUUUUUCAAUGGAUUUCUAGAAAAGGAGUUAUAUGUUGAACAACCAAAAGAACAAGGAUUUCAAAGAAGUGAAACGGAAUUCACUCUUUAUGCUAAGGGUGGAAAUCUUGAUUCUCAGUUGCUAGUCUCUCUCUAUGUUAAUGAUGUUUUGGUGACUAGAGGAAACACUAAACUCCAAAAAUUCAAGGCUUCCAUUCAGAAUGAAAUUGAAAUGACAGAUUUGGGAGAGAUGAAAUAUUUUCUUGGAAUGGAAGUGAUGCAAUGCAGCAACGAAAUCUUUGUUUCACAAGAGAAAUAUGCCAAGGACACUCUUAAGAAGUUUAGAAUGGAUAAAUGCAAGCCAAUUGCCACUCCUCUUACACAGAAUCUGAAAUUGUCUAAGGAAGAUGACAGCUUGAAGUGUAACACUUCAUUUUAUUGAAGUUUGAUUGGGAGUUUGCUCUAUCUUACAGCAACAAAGCUUGAUCUUAUGUUCGCUGCCAGUCUAUUAUCAAGGUACAUGACUUCUCCAUCUCAAACUCAUUUCAGUGCUACUAAAAGAGUUUUGACAGAUGUAAAUGAAACUAUUAAUUAUGG
Molecule: messenger RNA, 2323 nt
Organism: Rubroshorea leprosula
Lineage: Eukaryota; Viridiplantae; Streptophyta; Magnoliopsida; Malvales; Dipterocarpaceae
Source: the annotation of a GenBank genome assembly